Molecule: messenger RNA, 8101 nt
Organism: Dromiciops gliroides (monito del monte)
Lineage: Eukaryota; Metazoa; Chordata; Mammalia; Microbiotheria; Microbiotheriidae
Gene: COL25A1
Product: collagen type XXV alpha 1 chain
Source: RefSeq, a predicted model, not a curated record
CUCUCUGAAGGAUAUUUAAGGCUCUCACACAGGGAGCUGCAGAUACAGUCGGGUAGCAGCUCCUCCAGUCUCGCGACUGGUGUUCUUUUUUUGGGGGGGUCAUUGCCUUUCUUUCCUCAUCUAUCCUCUCCUUUUUGCUACCCUGAUUUUAUUUUGCUUCUUUUUUGCAUUUUCCUUCCCCCCUUCUCCACUUUUUUCCUCUCUUUUUUUGCGUUGAGCUGAAUCAGCGUAGGAAAACACACAGCCCAGCCUGUGUUGAAACCCAAAAAGCCAAUUAAUAAUAAAAAAGCGAGAACAAGCCUCGCCGUGACAGGUUGAGCUGGUCAGUAUCGGAUGAGAGCCAGUGCCGGGGCUCCUUGGGGCACUGCCUGCUCCCCAGGCGCCGGGACCCCUGCAGUCCCCGGGGGCCAGCUGCUCUGCGGACCACUCCCGGGCCACUGUGCCCAAGAGAUACUCGGAGUGGACCCGGAGGUUCUGUGGGACUUGGUCUCCUUUAGAAUUCUUACUCCCGCCGCAGCUCCCUCCUGCUAGCUGAGGGUGCUUUGGGCUCACUGCUGGGUGGGGUGAGCUAGGAAGAGGAUGCAGUUUCUGGGCUCUGAGACGAUCUAGCCGAGGACCAUUUAUUCUCUUCUCCCUGCCUCCGUGGUUCAGCAAACUAGCGCUGCAAACUCGACCUGAACUUUGGCGGAAGCCACCCUUUCCCUUUUUGUUUGAUUUUUUUCUCUUCCUCUUAUUUUCAAAUUAUUCGUGGAGGUGCUAGGGCCGGAGUGAAAAAUCAAACGGCCCAAACCGCCCCCCCCAUCAUGCUGGGCCAGAACCAAGUAGGGAAGGGAGGACGUGAUGGGGCCGAGAAGAAGCCCAGCUCUUCUGCGGGGCAGCGCUGCCUCCGGACUUCGGCCCCUUGCUCCCUGCUGCCGGCUGUGCUGUCCGUGAUGUGUGUGGUUGCCUGCUUGUACCUGGGGGUGAAAACCAACGAGCUGCAGGCGAGAAUCUCGGCCAUCGAGGCAGCCAAAGGGGAACUUCCUUCUCAGCUCCUGCCGGCUUCCUUGGAUCAGUUGGAAGUAAUGAUGCAAGAAAAAAUGGACCGGCUUCUGGCUCAGAAAUCCUACGAGCAUUUGGCCAAAGUAAGAAUCGCCAGAGAAUCACCUCUAGAGUGUAACUGCCCAGCAGGCCCUCCUGGGAAACGUGGUAAGAGGGGAAGAAGAGGAGAAUCUGGUCCUCCUGGUCAGCCGGGUCCACAGGGCCCUCCUGGUCCCAAAGGUGACAAGGGAGAUCAAGGGGAUCAGGGCCCUCGGAUGGUGUUUCCUAAAAUCAAUCAUGGGUUUCUCUCUGCUGAUCAGCAGCUCAUUAAACGCCGCCUCAUUAAGGGUGACCAAGGACAAGCUGGUCCUCCUGGACCCCCUGGCCCACCAGGACCCAGAGGGCCCCCUGGGGACACAGGGAAAGAUGGUCCCCGUGGGAUGCCAGGAGUACCUGGUGAACCAGGAAAACCAGGAGAACAAGGCUUAAUGGGACCUCUGGGGCCUCCAGGACAAAAGGGUUCUAUUGGAGUACCUGGCACCCCAGGGAUGGAUGGGAAAAUGGGUGAACCUGGCUUGCCUGGAGCAGUGGGGCAGAAUGGAACACCUGGGCUUAAGGGCAAUCCUGGAGAACGAGGAGAAAAGGGAGAUGCUGGAGAGAGUGGACCCAAAGGUGACAUGGGUGAAAAGGGUGACCCUGGAUCUUCUGCUGCAGGAAUUAAGGGAGAACCUGGAGAGUCUGGCCGUCCAGGGCAAAAGGGUGAACCAGGGCUGCCUGGGCUGCCUGGACUUCCGGGGAUAAAGGGAGAGCCAGGCUUCAGUCCACAGGUUGAACCUGGGUUGCCAGGUUUACCUGGGACAUAGGGGGAACGGGGAGAAGCUGGGUCUCCUGGGAGAGGUGAGCGAGGCGAACCUGGAGUUCCUGGACUGAAGAACAAGGUGGAAUCAGGAGCUAGAGGUCCCAAAGGGUCAAAGGGUGAUCAUGGAGACAAAGGUGACUCUGGAGCUCUGGGACCAAGGGGUCCUCCUGGGCAAAAGGGAGAUCCAGGAGCAACAGAAAUCAUAGACUACAAUGGCAAUAUUCAUGAGGCCUUGCAGAGGAUUACUACCUUAACUGUCACGGGACCCCCAGGACCACCUGGACCACAAGGAUUGCAGGGACCAAAGGGUGAGCCAGGAUCUCCGGGAACACCAGGAGUUGAGGGUCCUAAAGGCUCAAAAGGAGAUAUGGGGGAUUCAGGUCAGCCAGUGAAAAGGGGAGGAAUUGGACUUCCUGAUUACCGGUGAGGUGCCAAUGGCAUGAAAGGAGAAAAAGGAGAUUCUGGCUUACCAGGUCCUCAGGGACCUUCUAUCAUUGGCCCACCAGGCCCACCGGGUCCCCAUGGUCCACCAGGUCCAAUGGGACCCCAUGGACUUCCUGGACCAAAGGGAGCAUCUGGCUUAGACGGAAAGCCAGGAUCCCGGGGGACAGAUGGCCCUAUUGGACCCCAUGGACCUGCCGGCCCUAAAGGAGAAAGAGGUGAAAAGGGAGCUGUGGGAGAGCCUGGACCCAGAGGACCUUAUGGUUUGCCUGGUUUUCCUGGUCCUCGAGGAGAGAAGGGUGAUUUAGGAGAGAAGGGAGAAAAGGGAUUCCGUGGAGUUAAGGGGGAAAAAGGGGAGCCGGGUCAGCCUGGCCUGGAUGGGCUCGAUGCCCCUUGCCAAUUGGGGCCAGAUGGAUUACCGAUGCCUGGGUGUUGGCAAAAGUGAUGAAUCUAACCUUACAAGCAUGAAGUUGUGUAUAUAAUGCUCUACAUUUUGUAUUUAUAGUUGAAAAAUGAAAUAUAGAUUUUACAAGUCUGAGAUAUGUUUACAUGUAUCUGCUUCUACCUGUUUGAAUUGGUCCAUAUGUAUAUCUUUUCUUCACUUACAUCUGAAGUUAGGCAGUAUAGGCAACCAUGUGGGAAAAAAAACAUGAAAACACCUAGAUUGAGAACUCUCUGGUAUGACAACAUGUAGCCAUGUGAACAUAGCAGAGAAAGAGAGUGAUCGUGCCUGCCAUGAUUUGCCCUUCCAUUGGACUCCCAUGGAUAAUAAAUUCCAUGAACUAGUAGUUUACAUGAAAUUGUGACCAAAUAUGGACUAAAAGCUAUGAAAUGUAUGGUACUGACUGAUUGUAUGUAGAGCUGAAUGUCUUCUUAUCCACAUUCACCUGGCCACCACCAUUGACCCUUAUCUGUUGAGAUAAACUAAAAGAGCAUGAAGUGUGUGCCCAACCUGCUUGUCGGAUGCUAACCUGCUGCUUGCUGACACCUUUGAUCCCAGUCACUGAACUUUUUUGUUCCUUUUGUCAUUCCCAAGGGGGUCACACCGUGGCUUAUUGCCAAAAAAAGAUAAGGCCAUCAAGCAAGAAUGCACAAAAGGUCUUGUAUUUUGAGGGAGCUGCAGUCCUGACUGCAGAGCAACAGCUUCCAGUUUUGUGGGGUCCCAUAGGCCACCUUGGUUGAAAGCACAAGGUGCCAGGCCUGUUGCCCACCAACAGUUUUCCUUGUACCGCUCCUGGCAGUGAAGACGUGCAAGGAGGACAAGUUCAACAUCACACGCUGUCUCUUGUGUGACCGAGUAAGGAAGAGGUUUAAAAAGGAGAACAAAGAAGUUUUUAAUUUAAAAUAAAUUUAAAGAAAAAAGAAUUCCACAGCUGAAACCAUGGGUGGUUUGGAGAGAUGGCAGAGAUGUCCAGUGGUUCUUCUGGGGUAGGAGACAUUUGAAACAAGAGACCUCCUCUCAGAGGAAUAAGACAACUGGCGGUCACAAUGUUGCACAAUAGGGUUGCUAAAGAAAGGACAGGCCUUGAUGAAGAGAAGUCAAAAUCACACACUCUCCUACAGUAUAAAGUGGCCAAGUUCAUCUGGACAGUCCAUGCUGCAACGUGAUUGGACAGUGUAUUUUUUUGAGAAACAAUCCAUGUUGAACCUUUCCUGCAGGGUUUUGGAAAUGGAUGAUAUUUUCAUUUCUUUUGUUUGUUUGUUUUGUUUUUUUUUUACUUUAGUCACCACCUUGCCCCCCUCCCAAGUAUAUGUUUAUUUGUUUCCAUUUUCUUUUACAUUUCUUGUGACCAAUUUUUAAGCGCUGGAAGUCCUUCAAAUCACAUGAGCCUAUUUCUAAAACCAUUACUUUUUUUUUUUAACUUUGAGUAUUCUCAUACUCAAAAAAAACUGGUCUCUGUCCUCCAACACUGUGACGGGGUUGGCCUGCAGUGACUGUCCUUUUGAAGACAGCUGGGAAGAGCCAAAGAAGAAGAGAGACUCAGACUCCUGAUUUUGUUAACUUUUAAGCAUCCAAAUGGUGCAUUUUGAUCAUUUCAGUGCUUUCCUAAUGACUUUCUUUCAUAUGGUAAAUAUAUAUAUAUAUAUGUAAGGUCACUCCUUGCCUGAAACAAGGCUCCGGGCACCUCUAACAGUGCAGAAUUGCUUUAUAUUCCUUAUGGUUCUAUUUAGAGCUAAGCUUUGUCUAUAUUCAGAUUCUUUUAUAAUUAUGGUUACAUACCUGAAUGUUUGUCUUAUCCACAGACCAAAUCUGAACUAUCAGGAAGAUGUCAGAGAUAGAGCUGCUCUUUCAUAAAUGGAGCAUCUGUUUCCACCUAUUUGUCCUCAAACCCCUAACCAUCUCAGGCUGUCUAUUUCUUGGAUGCUUUGAAAGGGAAAUGUUUUCCUGGCUAUUCAAAAUGGAAAGGUUACUUCAAAACAAGUCUCAGUAGAGGAAGAUCGCUACUUUGGAGCCAUGCUGUAAUUCAGAUCCCCUCCUGAGUGUGUGUCCUUUCAUGGGGAAGUUCCCAUUCCAUGCACACAUUUUCAAUAACCCAAAGGAAAAACAGAUGAUCUCCACCUCACUUUUAAUUCAGUUGUCAACAUUUCAGAGGGGAUCCUUGAUCUCUCUUUUGCAAUAUGUUGAUUGCAUGAUCAAUCAUACCAAAUGUCUUUUUUCGUUUUGUCUUGUUUUUCCCCCUACCCCUUUUAUUCUUCAGUGACUUCUUUCCAGGGUGGACAGGGCAGGGUAAUCAAACUACUGGAUGAAUUCAUCCUAUUGGUAACAAUUUCAGUAACAUUCCACCGGGGAGGCCUGUCCAGCAUUCUUGGGAGUCUUUGAAGAGCAACAUCUAAACUUCUGUGCUAUGACUUAAGUUAGGAUGGAGGGGACUUCAGUGAAUGGGGCAAAGAGGUCCUUCUUUGUCUGAAGCAAUUUGUCUUAAGCCAAUGUUGAACAGAGCCCUAAAGAGACUAGAGCUCUGGAGUCUUUAAGAAAAUAGCUGUAAGAAUAAGAAUGUGGUAGAGAGAUUUCAUCCUUGUUAUUUAUUUUCUUUCUUUUUCUCUUAUAGAAACAGAUAAAUUACUUUUUUUUGCAUAGAUUCAAAACAGAACGCAAAGAAACUUUUCUUGGGAAAGCCUCCAUUGGGAUGGUCUUCAAUAAAGUUUUUUUUUUCCUUUUUUAGUUUUUAAGUUUUAUGGGGCCGUUCCAACAUAUACAGUUUUGUAACUUAUAUAAUAAUUCUGGUUUUUAUUCAAUGAACAAAGGAAGCUGUGAACCUGAUUUCUGUGUACUUGGGAAUAUGACCAAAGGUACUUCUUAGCCCAGGAAGAAAACCUAGUAUAUAAACAUAAAGUACACCUGGAGGUCAAACUCAAAUUCUCAUCCAAAACUUUUCUUUCCAAUCUGUAAAUGUGGAAAACUUCUUUGUCUUGCAAGAAAAGAUGUAGUUAUCCAUUUCACUGACUGGAGAAGUUCUAUUAAUGUCAGGGUCUCUUUAUAUGACUUGAAGUGUGAUCUAAUGGGUUAGUCAUGCAGAUUUUGGAAAGAUGCCUAUUUUCUUUGUAUAUCUUUUUUGUUCAUGAUAGUGAUAUUGGAGGGAAUUGGUGGAACACAUAAGAAGUUUUAAAUAUAAAAGUCAGGCUUAGUCUAAUUAUAAAAAGAAAGAAUCCUUUGAAAACACAGAACUGGAUGUCUUAUCUUUAAAACUAUUUUGACCUUGUUUUAGUGCUAAUAUAUUAUUUUUCUUGGAAGAGCAGAGAGAGGAAGUAAAGUCCAUCAUGGGCCAUGUUUUGUGUACUUGGCAGCCUUCUAGCUUUGUGUCCUUGGCUAGCUUUGGAGUAGGAGAAGAGGGGAAUCCUUUUAAAAUGGAAAGACUUGCAGUGAUGAGGGUUCAAUGACUGGCCGUCUCAACUGCCACAAUUUAAUUUGCCUGAAUUUACAUAGAAUGUGCAUCCUCUCACUUAGUGGUUUAGCUUAUUUCUUAUUUUUUAUAUUCAUUUAUCAGUUUUCACACUAACCCCAGUCAAUUAUAAUAACAGAGUUAUUGGCCCCUGUCUAGAGGGGCUAAGUUGACAUGUACUACCUACCCUUAAACACAGGACACAAAUAUUUUCUCUGGUUUUCAGUUAUCUUAGUCUCAAUCUAGUUUGAGGAAACACCCCCCCCCCUUUUUUCUUUGGAUGUUUAUGGAAAAUUAAUCUAUGACAAGUUCUUGGUGCUAUACACAAACAUCCUUUCUUUUUUCCUUUCUUUUUGGUGAAUUUCUCAGCAGUCUCCUGAUGAGACAGGAAGUACCUGUAUAUAUUUUUGACAAUAACAAAAGUGUGUGUAUAAAUGCAAGUUUGGAAAAUGGUCAAAUCGGCAUGGCUGCAACUAUGAAAAUAUUGCGUGUAGCAUUUUGAAGUGUUUGAUCCCCUCUAAACUCAUUCUUUAUCUUGCUGAUGUAGUAUGAAAAGUUGAAAUUCUCAUUUUCUAGUUUUAUAUUAUUAAAAGUAUGACCCUAUUCAGAAAUGGGUUGUUUCUGUUCUGCUGUUUGGGCACCUUCCAAUAAAUGAAAACAUUAUGGUGGACAAACAGAUACCAGCAUUUAAGGCUUCAUUAGCUCUACUGCUUGGUGAUCAAAUUACUUGUUUGGUUCUUAUCAGCAAGUCUUCAAGAUUAUCUACGAGAGAGUCCUUUGAUCUCUAUAAUGUCUUACUUUCUUUUUCUUUUUUUUUUUAAACUAAAAACUUUGGUACCUCUAGUGAUGUGGUUCUGAGUGGGAACCCAUAGUUAGAAUUGUUAGUUUUAAUGAUAUGAUGUGUGUUGCAAUUAAAAUAGUACAUCUGAGGUAUUAUUAAUAUUUAUAAGCAUUUAUUGCAAUCCUGCUAACUUAUUAGGAAAGUAAGGAUGCUACCAUUUCCCUUGAAGCUUUGCCUUUGAGAUCCAUGGUAGGAAAUCACACCUAACUUGAAUUUCUGGUGCAGUUUUGUACCAACACAGUAUAGAAGGAAUAGCAUAAAAAUAAUGCCCUUUUAAAAAGCUAAUCAUGAUGGUAGAUACUUGGUGAACUUACUCAACCCAGAACUUCAUUUGUUUAAUGUUUAACCAAAAAUUAUCAGACUUUCUUAUAAUGCAGUUGGUACUUGCACACAUCUCAGAAAUAUUAGAUUCAUGGAAGAUGUUUUACAUAUUGUUAACACUUUUGUGGAUAUUUUUAUUAUUGUACAUGUUUGGGAAAGUAGAAUACUGUGCAACUCAUUAACAUUUGUAAAAGAUGUAGCUGACCAUCUUUUUCCUUUGGAAAAUAUAUUUUUCUUUGUAUUUUCACUUUUUAAAAGUUCAUCAAUACGUGCAGUUAUUUUUGUAUUACAGAAGACAAGUGAUUUCAUCAAUAGACAGGAGAAAAAUGCAAAAAGUAUUUUGGCAAGCUUUAUGGUUGAAACUUAUAGACCAGUCUCAUGAUAUUGAUUAUAUUAAGAAUAUGUUGUGUGUUAUCACUGUAAAUAUGACACAAAUCUGGAUUUCCCCAUUAUGUAAAUAAUAUCAAAGUUGCAUUUUGGUGAUUUAUUUUAUCUCAUUGUAACCUUGAUGUCUUACUUUGCUAAAUCAGGAAAAAAAAAACCAGCAUGGGUUUGAUUUUUGGUUUGAAAAUAUUGCCUUGAUUUUUCAUUUUCCAUUUUCCAUUGUUUUAUUUGAGGUUUUUUUUUAAUUGUCUAGGGGGUCCCUAGUUUGUGAGAAGUUGAUCUUCAGAAUUAUUUUUACACUAUUUAUGACUUAUUUUCAUAAUGUAAAAAGUGUGUAAUUAUUAAAAUCUUAAU